Triticum dicoccoides is the source of this 1531-nucleotide messenger RNA. RefSeq names its product S-locus-specific glycoprotein S13-like. The record is from RefSeq and is a predicted model, not a curated record. NCBI's taxonomy places the organism in Eukaryota, Viridiplantae, Streptophyta, Magnoliopsida, Poales, Poaceae. The transcript has 2 exons. Gene Ontology annotation, biological process: recognition of pollen. Bases 29 to 1531 code for a protein of 500 amino acids.
CACACACACACACACUCUCCAUGCAUGCAUGAUCCUGCAAGCAAGCAAUUGCAAGCAGCAGAGGAUCUAUCAAGAAUUAAUGCCUAUGCAGCUGUGUCAUCCUUGCCUUGCUGUGUAUGGCAUUCUUUUGCUUCUUUGUUGGCCAUUCGCUUGUGCCCAUGCUUAUGCAUCUCAGAGCCGGCUUGUCCCUGGCAAGCCGCUCUCCCCCGGCAGUGUCCUCGUCUCCCAAGAUGGGGUGUUUGCCCUGGGAUUCUUCUCCACGGAUGGGGAGAAGCGGCAGCGCCACUAUGUGGGCAUAUGGUACAACAGCAUCCCGGAGCGCACCGUGGUAUGGGUUUCUAACCGUGCGGCGCCCAUCACCACUAACCUUUCCUCUGCAAAUCUUGCGGUGACCAGCAGCUCCGGCAUAGUGAUGUCUGAUAGCGAUGGCCGUGCCGUGUGGACAACCAACAAGAGCAUCAGCAUCAGCGCGAGCGCGAGCACGAGCACGGUGGAAGCGGUGUUGGACAACACCGGCAACUUCAUCCUUCGGUCGUUGGCCGACAAUGCCAUACUAUGGCAAAGCUUCGACCACCCUACCGACACCCUCCUCCCUGGCAUGAACCUGAGGCUGAGCCACAAGACGCUCCCACUGCAGCACCUCGUGUCGUGGAAAGGGCAGCAGGACCCAUCCCCCGGCGAGUUCUCGUACGGCGCGGACCCUAGCAACCUGCUCCAGUGCUUCGCCUGGAACGGGUCGAGGCCACACCGGCGAAGCCCGGUGUGGACAAGCCACCUCUACAUGGGCGGAUUCAACGAGUCGGCCAUUUACAUGGCCUUGCAUCACGCCGGCGACGAGGUGUACAUGUCCUUCGGCAUGCCGGCUGGCUCCUUCGUCCAGCUGGUCAGGUUGGAGAUCGACUACUCAGGCAAGGUAAAUAUACUAAGCUGGCUGAGCAACGUGUCCGCAUGGAGAGCCCUCUACGCAGAGCCUCAACAUGAGUGCAAUACGUACGGCUACUGCGGUCCUUAUGGUUACUGCGACAACACACAAAUCGUCCCGGUUUGCAAGUGCCUUGACGGUUUUGAACCGAGGGAUGCUAAAGGAUGGAUCUCCGGUAGCUUCUCACAGGGAUGCCGCCCCAAGGAGGUGCCAAGGUGCACCCAUGGAGACAGUUUCUUGGCCUUUCCGGGCAUGAAGGUCCCGGACAAGUUCCUCCGUGUCCCGAGCAGAAGCUUCGAUGAGUGCACCGAGGAAUGCAGAAGCAAUUGCUCCUGCGUGGCAUAUGCUUACUCCAAGAUGAGCAACAUAGAUAUUGACGGUGAUGAUACAAGAUGCCUGUUAUGGAUCGGCGAUUUGAUCGACAUGGAGAACAACCAUCAAGGAGGGGAGAACCUCUAUGUUCGGACUAAAAGAUUGCAAGGCAACAUGAGAAAGAUCAAAACCAUAGAAAUUGUAUUACCAGUUGUGUCAAGUUUUCUGAUACUCAUAUGCGUGGGGCUUAUUUGGAUCUGUGGCUUUAGAGGUAGGAAAUUGUUGCUUUACUUCUAA